AUGGCUGUUCGACCGUCGCGAGGCAAUGUUGUCCUGAUUACAGGAUGCAGCGACGGGGGCAUUGGUGCGGCGCUGAGUAAGGCCUUCCAUGAAGCCGGCUGUACCGUGUUCGCCACCGCACGGCGCCUGGAGGCCAUGGCCAGCCUCCGGGAGUUGGGCAUCCGGACGGUGGCUCUGGACGUGACCAACGAUGAUUCCGUCAAGACUGCCGUGUCGGCAGUGCUGGCGGAGGCAGGUCGCAUUGAUAUCCUGGUCAACAACGCGGGCAUGGGUCUGGUGGCACCGGUGGCGGAGGUGGACAUACAGGAAGCACAGGAGGUGUUCGACACCAACUACUGGGGUACGUUGCGGAUGGUGCAGGCAGUAUCUCCACACAUGGCCACACGGCGCAGUGGGCUCAUCUGCAACGUCGGCAGUGUGGUGGGCUUCAUCAGCACGCCCUGGGGUGCUAUCUACUCAUCCUCCAAAGCCGCCGUGCACUCGCUGACGGACGCGCUGCGGCUGGAGAUGCGUCCCUUCGGCGUGCGCGUCGUCCUGCUGGCCCCGGGAGCUGUCAAAUCUAAUAUUGGAACCAACAACCUUAAGCGUUUUGGCGGCCAGUUCACCCUGUACGCGCCGUUCGUGGACGUCAUUCGCGAGCGUACCGUGAUGAGCCAGGGUACGGAGUCCAUGCCCACGGACACCUUUGCUCGCCGCGUUGUGCGAGAGCUUCUGCGGCCCUGCCCGCCGCGGCGUUUCCUACUGGGUGGCUUUGUGCCGCUGAUGAAGGUUGUCAUGUGGUGGCCGCUGUGGCUGAAGGACUGGCUGCUCAAGCGCACCUUCAAGAUGAAUACGGUGCGGCUGCCGGCGUCGCCAGUGGCGCCUGUCGCAGCGGGCGCAAAGAAAUUAGACUGA
Volvox carteri f. nagariensis is the source of this 894-nucleotide messenger RNA. RefSeq lists its product as uncharacterized. The record is from RefSeq and is a predicted model, not a curated record. Bases 1 to 894 code for a protein of 297 amino acids. Lineage: Eukaryota; Viridiplantae; Chlorophyta; Chlorophyceae; Chlamydomonadales; Volvocaceae. Gene Ontology annotation, cellular component: endoplasmic reticulum. The transcript has 5 exons. Gene Ontology annotation, molecular function: oxidoreductase activity.